AAAGUUAAUGAAGAAUAAACCUUUUACACGACAGCUGACCGGACCUCUUGCCUAAAAACAACGACAGAAACAGAAAAUAUCACAAAUAUUAGUUUGAAUUUGUUGUAUUUUAGCGUUUUAAACAAGGGUGACUAUUUGACGUUGUAAAGCAUGGAGCCGACAGCGCCCAAAAGCAAGCUGAAGAAACUGAGCGAAGACAGUCUCACAAAACAACCGGAGGAGGUCUUUGAUCUUCUGGAAAAACUAGGUGAAGGAUCCUAUGGCAGUGUGUUUAAAGCCAUCCAUAAGGAGUCAGGCCAGGUGGUGGCUAUCAAACAGGUGCCUGUUGAGUCAGACCUCCAGGAGAUCAUCAAGGAGAUAUCCAUCAUGCAGCAGUGUGACAGCCCCUAUGUGGUGAAGUACUAUGGCAGCUACUUUAAGAACACAGACCUGUGGAUAGUGAUGGAGUACUGUGGAGCCGGCUCUGUUUCAGACAUCAUCAGACUACGCAAUAAGACGCUCACAGAGGAUGAGAUAGCCACCAUCCUCAAGUCCACAUUGAAAGGUCUGGAGUAUCUGCAUUUCAUGAGGAAGAUCCACAGAGACAUCAAGGCAGGCAACAUUCUCCUCAACACAGAGGGCCAUGCCAAACUGGCUGACUUUGGAGUAGCGGGACAACUCACUGACACGAUGGCAAAGCGGAACACAGUGAUCGGGACUCCGUUCUGGAUGGCUCCAGAGGUCAUCCAGGAGAUCGGAUAUAACUGUGUGGCAGACAUCUGGUCCCUGGGCAUCACCUCUAUAGAGAUGGCUGAGGGCAAACCUCCCUACGCUGAUAUACAUCCCAUGAGGGCUAUUUUCAUGAUCCCAACCAACCCUCCACCUACGUUCAGGAAGCCUGAGCUGUGGACAGACAACUUCACACACUUUGUAAAGAAAUGUCUGGUGAAGAACCCAGAACAGAGAGCUACAGCCACGCAACUACUACAGCAUCCGUUCAUCACAGCCGCCAAGCCAGUCACCAUCCUGAGAGACCUGAUCACUGAGUCCAUGGAGAUGAAGGCUAAGAGACAACAGGAGCAGCAGAGAGAGCUGGAGGAGGACGACGACUCUGAAGAGGAGGUGGAAGUGGACUCCCACACCAUGGUGAAGUCUGGGUCAGAGGGGGCUGGCACCAUGAGAGCUACCAGCACCAUGAGUGACGGAGCUCAGACCAUGAUCGAGCACGGCAGUACCAUGUUAGAGGCAGACCUGGGAACCAUGGUCAUCAACAGUGAUGAGGAGGACAACGAUGAAGGCUCAAUGAGGAGACACCCCACCUCCCAGCAGGCCCUGAGACCCUCCUUCAUGGACUACUUUGACAAGCAGGACUCUAAGGUCCAACAGGAGAGCUAUAACCAUAACCGGCCGCAGGAACCAGGCUAUCACAUCAGCCAGGCUAAGAACGUCUUCCCUGACAACUGGAAGGUUCCGCAGGACGGAGACUUUGACUUUCUGAAGAACCUUGACUUUGAGGAGCUGCAGCUGCGACUGACGGCUCUGGACCCCAUGAUGGAGAGAGAGAUCGAGGAGCUGCGCCAGCGCUACACAGCCAAGAGACAACCCAUCCUCGACGCAAUGGACGCCAAGAAACGCAGACAGCAGAACUUCUGAAGAGCCUGACCUGAGGAACACAUUCUGACCUGGGCCCGUGUUCAUACAGCGGCUCACAUUCCAGAGUGCUGAUCUAGGCUAAGGUCCACUUUCCAUGUAAUCUUAUUCCUUAUGAUCUAAAAGGCAGAACUGAUGCUAGAUCAGCACUCUGGCAGCAGAACUGCUGAGGACCUUAGAAAAGGAAUUCUGACCUGGUGCUUUCUGUUAAGACCUGACCAAGGGAGAGGAGAGACCUGACCGCUGUCUGGAAUUUAAUUCACCCUGCUUCUGUGCUUCUAAAUGUCCUCCAUUUUGUCUCUCAUCACCACCCUAGUAGUAAGUGUGACCUGGAGUUAUCUUCCCAUGGCUCUGCUGGCCCUCAGGACUAUUUUAAACAAUUAUUAGCCUCCCCCUCUGUUAAUUAUGAACCUGUAGGUAGCCUUAUACCCCUCUGUUAAUUAUGAACCUGUAGGUAGCCUUAUACCCCUCUGUUAAUGAUGAACCUGUAGGUAGCCUUAUACCCCUCUGUUAAUUAUGAACCUGUAGGUAGCCUUAUACCCCUCUGUUAAUGAUGAACCUGUAGGUAGCCUUAUACCCCUCUGUUAAUUAUGAACCUGUAGGUAGCCUUAUACCCCUCUGUUAAUGAUGAACCUGUAGGUAGCCUUAUAUCCCUCUGUUAAUGAUGAACCUGUAGGUAGCCUUAUACCCCUCUGUUAAUUAUGAACCUGUAGGUAGCCUUAUACCCCUCUGUUAAUUAUGAACCUGUAGGUAGCCUUAUACCCCUCUGUUAAUUAUGAACCUGUAGGUAGCCUUAUACCCCUCUGUUAAUUAUGAACCUGUAGGUAGCCUUAUACCCCUCUGUUAAUUAUGAACCUGUAGGUAGCCUUAUACCCCUCUGUUAAUGAUGAACCUGUAGGUAGCCUUAUACCCCUCUGUUAAUGAUGAACCUGUAGGUAGCCUUAUACCCCUCUGUUAAUUAUGAACCUGUAGGUAGCCUUAUACCCCUCUGUUAAUGAUGAACCUGUAGGUAGCCUUAUAUCCCAAAGUUUGAUUGAUUAACAUUUUCUUAAAGAUACGUUUUUCCCCUUUA
Molecule: messenger RNA, 2701 nt
Organism: Oncorhynchus keta (chum salmon)
Lineage: Eukaryota; Metazoa; Chordata; Actinopteri; Salmoniformes; Salmonidae
Product: serine/threonine-protein kinase 3
Exons: 12
Coding region: 151-1632 (493 amino acids)
Biological process (GO): protein phosphorylation; protein tetramerization; regulation of MAPK cascade
Cellular component (GO): cytoplasm
Molecular function (GO): protein serine/threonine kinase activity; ATP binding
Source: RefSeq, a predicted model, not a curated record